Papilio polytes (common Mormon) is the source of this 1560-nucleotide messenger RNA. It is a transcript of the gene wcy, whose product is annotated as WW domain-containing adapter protein with coiled-coil. The coding region runs from base 330 to 1547 and encodes 405 amino acids. Gene Ontology annotation, cellular component: nucleus. The record is from RefSeq and is a predicted model, not a curated record. NCBI's taxonomy places the organism in Eukaryota, Metazoa, Arthropoda, Insecta, Lepidoptera, Papilionidae. The transcript is spliced from 9 exons. Gene Ontology annotation, molecular function: chromatin binding; RNA polymerase II complex binding. Gene Ontology annotation, biological process: positive regulation of TORC1 signaling; regulation of autophagy.
GGCGUUGAAAAUUCUCUGAAAAAAUUAAACAUAUAUUUUGAAUCGAGGCUUAAUCAAGUUAUUUGAACGUUUUCGCCAUUAACUAAAAUGUUACUUAAUUUAUAAAGGAUAAUUAUAGAUGAAACUAUUCAUCAGUCCCCGUCAUUCUUCUACGAGCAUACGUUGUCGAAUUACUUUUUAUCUCUUUCGCGUUUCCAUCGACUCUCUCAAGUGUCUCGAAUGUGACAUGGCGUCCAUCAAGAUGUAUUGCGGUCUCUUAUAAAACUGUAACGGUGGUCUUAUUUCACAUUUUGUCACUGAUGCCGUAAGAAAAUCGUACAUUUGCAUUGAUGGUAAUGCAUGCAAGGAAACCUCAGCGAAUAAGCGAUGGGUACUUUGAGAAGCACCAAACCCAUCCGUACCAGAAGUACAAUUCCAAGGUUGAAAGGAGGAAUAGUGACUACAUUCCUGAAACACGGUAUGCAUCACUUAGAUCACCAAAUGGCAAUGUGUUCAUGCAUGGACACGGACACAGUAGUCACACAGGACACACGGGACACACCGGACACUCAGCUCAUUCGGCCCACCACCAUUACAGUCAUGUGGUCGAAGAAAGGCCACAUACCAUACCUAGAAAUUCCUACAUGCAAAAAGAUUCCGAAAAGGAGAGAGAUCGAGACUACAAAUCAUCUAGAAAUAAGUACACAGACAGUGUUCGAUCACCGAAAGAGAAACGCAGCAAAGAAUGUGAUAGAGAAAAGAAUAACCAUGAACGAUGUGAAUCUGAGAAGAAAAGUAGGCCUAGUGGCAUGAACUGUAGUGUUAGUAGGAGUAGUAAAUAUGAUAAACGGAGUGCACCAGUUUCAAGCGUAACUUCAACAAGUGAAUGGUCGGAACAUAUUAGUUCAUCAGGGAAGAAGUACUAUUAUAACUCUAUCAGUGAAGUGUCACAGUGGGAGAAGCCACGGGAAUGGGACUCUCGGCGGACGACAUCCAAAGAUUCCACAUACUCUACCAGAAACAAUCGCGACAGAGAGAAGAGGUCGCGGUCGCGUUCGAGGUCUCGGUCUCGUUCUCGGUCUCGGUCCGGGCGGCGGGAGGCGGAGCAGACGCGCAACAAGCGCUCCAACAACGCCUCGGAUAGAUCCCCGACGCACUCUGAGAACACGGACCCCCACGCGCCCCCUUUGCAUCUAGAUGCAGCGCUGCCUAGAAAAAUGGAGUGCCUGGGUAGCUACUCGUCGGUGGUGGGAGGUCCUCUGCAGCACGCCGUGCCCAUGCUGACCCCUUCGCUCAUGAACUACGUGCGUACAGACCUCACCGGGCACGUCGCUGGGUGGCCCGCGGAUAUACUGGAGAAACAGGCGAACAAGUUCACCGAGGAGGCGUACCAGCUGGGGUGCUUGCAGUGCACGCGAGUCUCCGCGGAGCUGAAGUGUGCGCGUUCCCUCGUGCGGCACACUGAGAUACAAGCCACGCUGCAGGAACAAAAGGUGAUGUACUUGCGGCAGCAGAUCACGAGGCUGGAGGAGCUGAAGUCGCAGAACUCGUUUAUGUCGGAUGAAUAGGACAGGGCGUGGG